UGAGCUUCCAAGUGGUCAACACCAGAAGAAGAGAACAAGGAAAAGACGGAAGAUAGCAUAAUAUCAGAGAUUCUGAAAAUAUCAUUUAGUUUGGUCAGUACACGAUUCUGAUUUAAAUCAAUUAAGCAUGAAUCAAGAGAAAUAUCCGCGGUCAUCCAUUGAGGAUGAUUUUAAUUAUGGCACGAACGUCGCAACGGCGAGCGUCCAGAUCCGGAUGGAUUUCCUCCGCAAGGUGUACACCAUCCUGUCGCUGCAGAUUACUGUCACCACUGCUGUAUCUGCUCUUUUCAUGCUCUGCAACCCCAUUAAAACCUUUGUGCAUGAAAGUCCCAUUCUGGUGCUGAUAUCUGCUAUCGGGUCUCUUAUCCUGCUCCUUGCGUUGGCUGUAUACCGACACCAGCACCCUAUCAAUCUUUAUUUGCUGUUUGGAUUUACACUGCUGGAGUCUAUGUCUGUUGCCACUGCGGUGACAUUUUAUGAGUACACCAUAGUGCUCCAGGCCUUUGUGCUCACUUCUGCUGUGUUCCUCUGCCUUACUGCCUACACCUUCCAGUCCAAACGUGACUUCAGCAAACUCGGAGCCAGUCUAUUUGCUGGCCUGUGGAUCCUGAUCAUUGCCAGCUUUAUGAGGCUUUUCUUCUACAAUGACACAAUGGAGCUGGUUUUCGCUGGGGCUGGAGCCCUGCUGUUCUGUGGGUUCAUUAUUUUCGAUACACAUGUGCUGAUGCACAAGCUGUCCCCGGAGGAACAUGUCCUGGCGUCCAUCAAUCUCUACCUGGACAUAGUCAACCUGUUCCUGUACAUUCUGCGUAUCCUUGACUCCAUGAAGAAACACUGAAUGUUUUGAAGUUCUUUAGUUUCAGGGUUGAUUUCUGGGUACUAUAAUGCUGGAGUGGACUUGAAAGUACAAAACAUUAUUCUUUAAUUUAACAGGCUCCAUGUACCAUAGGAGAGUAUAUUUUUGCCAAAAUACAUAUGCUUGUUUCAACUAAUUAAUUCAAAUGUUAUAAAUUAAGAGGAUCCACAAUAAGUCUUGUAGAUAACAGCAUUAAUAUUCUGGACAAAAAGUCUUAACAGAGUACAUGCACUGUAUGCCAAACAUUGAAGUGAUUUGUAAUGUAGUUUUUUGCAAUGUCCACAUACGGCAGUGUUCAGAAUUGGAGUAUGUGCAUCAUUCUUCUAUUAAGGCAUAAAUAUACUCAGAUUAUUUUUGUACCCGAGAUACUGCUCCCACAUUUCAUCACAGCAGGGAUUUAAAUGUCAACUCUAGUGUAUUAUAGUUUCUUCCUUGUUUUCAAACCAAUGGUGUGUGCUUUCAGCUCUCUUCAUUUUGUUGUAGUGUAAAUUUGAAUGUUAUAACUAGUUAUGAUUGUACAAAACACAUUGAUCUGUUAAAAGUGUUGUGUUGAUAGUAACUGUAGCUUGUUUUGUUUUGGUGUAGUGUUCAAUUCCAUUCUACUACUUAUCCUUAGUGAUUUAGUCUUCAGUUAAGUGCUUCAGGAAAUUAGUGAUAAUGGUUUGGGAACAAACUUUACCUCAGGCCUACUCAUUUUGUUUAAUUUGGGUGUGUAUAUUCAUAAUUCAUUUAAUUAAUUGCAGAUGUACUUCCUUACCAAAAAGGCCUGAGAUUACAAGAACAUUCCAUUAAGGCUGCAUUGAAGCUAUUACACAAUCAGCACAAACACAAGUUAGAAACUUUCAUUUUACUUUUGGACAAUAUAAAAUAUUUUUGUUUAUAGCAGUCAUGGGUGUCAGUUAAAAAAAUGUUUAACAUUCAGUAAAGUAACAUGAUUCAUACAUUUCAUACAGCAUAGUCUGUUUUUAAGAAAUAUAGUUUUCAACAUGUAAAACAAAUAUUUCCCAGCCAAACUGCCAGUCAUCUCAUUUAAAUAAACUAGGAAAAAGGAAAGAAAUAAUUGUAAACACAAUAUUCCAUUUUUUAUUUUUAUAUUAUUUUGAGGGUCAUAUCUUAUUUAUUAACAAAUGCAAAGUGCAAUAUUUAUCAUAAUGGAAAUAUAAUUGCAGUCCUUGAAUUUAAGGGCAAAAAAGUAAUUUAAUAAAACUCAGCUGUUGAAUGAA
Myxocyprinus asiaticus (Chinese sucker) is the source of this 2079-nucleotide messenger RNA. Its product is annotated as protein lifeguard 4-like. NCBI's taxonomy places the organism in Eukaryota, Metazoa, Chordata, Actinopteri, Cypriniformes, Catostomidae. Bases 128 to 838 code for a protein of 236 amino acids. Gene Ontology annotation, biological process: negative regulation of apoptotic process. The record is from RefSeq and is a predicted model, not a curated record. Gene Ontology annotation, cellular component: membrane. The transcript has 7 exons.